AUGGUUAAACAACAUACAGUUCGACUAACAGUGGAGAAUCAGUCUGGUUUUACGAUGAAUUUUAAACGCGAUUGGUACGACAGUGGCAGACUAGCGGAUACAUACAAAUGGCCACAAACUAUACCCGAUGGCCGACACAUGGAUAUCUUAAGUUACGAAAAGGAUAACUCGCUCUCUGGCUGCAGUGGUUACACCAGCUAUGAUAUUAAUGGUACCACCAUUACUUUUGGUUUCAGUAAUCCGAGUUCAGGGAAAAAUAAGGUGGGAGUUGGCAUUGGCGGAAAAGCAGUCUGGGACGAAAUGAACUUCCAUGAUUAUAGAGAGUUUACGGUGCAGAUUCCCGUUUGUUCUGUGACUCUGAGAUUUGUUUGUAAAUGUACCGGCUCUAAGACAAACCAUGCUACUGUUAAUAUUUAUCAUAUGUGA
Paramuricea clavata is the source of this 426-nucleotide messenger RNA. NCBI's taxonomy places the organism in Eukaryota, Metazoa, Cnidaria, Anthozoa, Malacalcyonacea, Plexauridae. The record is from the annotation of a GenBank genome assembly.